AUGCUCUCACGUGUUGCUGCUGUGAAGGCACCCCGCACACACAACCGUCGCCGCGUGAUCGGAUCCGGCGGAAGGAGGAGGAAAGGAAGAGAGAGUGAGCCGCCGAGGCCCAACAUGCCACGGCAUGUGUUUAAUUCCGCGGCGCUGCUUCUCCUCUUCGUUAUGAUGAUUUGCUGCGGCAGUGGGGCCGCGACCGCUGAUGAGAAAAAGUCGACUGUUCCAACGUUUGAAUGGAAGAAAAUCAAUUGUGACGUUUCUGUAACUGUGGAUUCGUUGGGCGCUCCUGGCCUUCUAAAAGUGAAUGGUGACGUAUUUGCCGUUGCCGAAGCUCAUUGCAAGAAAGGUGAUGAAAACACCUUUACUGGCAUUGCAUCCCAACUUCUCACGAAAAAAA
This is a messenger RNA of Trypanosoma cruzi, 394 nucleotides long. Its product is annotated as trans-sialidase, putative. The record is from RefSeq and is a predicted model, not a curated record. NCBI's taxonomy places the organism in Eukaryota, Euglenozoa, Kinetoplastea, Trypanosomatida, Trypanosomatidae. The transcript has a single exon. The annotation marks the transcript as partial.